AUUCUGGUACAGAGGGUAUACGUUGGUCGCAACGAAUGUCCCCGAGUUGAGACUAACGAGCGAGUUCCACAGUCGAACCAGAAUGACAGGAGGCGUUGAAAGUGGCAACUGCACCUGGAAGCUGGAUGGCGCCAGAUUUAGAGACGCUGGUUCAUUUUACUUGAAAAUUGACAUUCCACAACUUAAUAGCUUCUCCUUCUCAAACAAUAAGGUGACCCUCAAUGUUCUCCGACUUCCUAAGCGUCCCGUGAUGACUAUAGAAGUCAGUAAUAAAGUGACUGCCACCUGCAAAGUUACUCACAUCUGUCCAACAUCUCCUCCACAAAUUUCCUGGAGCCGCUCAGGAACCUCUACAGUGAUGCCAAAACAGGAGAAUGAAAGGAUGUGGUCAAUAACGUCAACCAUCACCUUCACCCCUCAAGAAGCCGAUUUUAGGAAGGGUUUAGAAUGUACGGUGAGAUUCCACAACAGUAAGACUGCAAAGGGCUCUGUGCUUCUCACCAGGAAGAGGAAUCCAAGAAUGGAGUACUAAAUUAGAGCAAAA
Poecilia latipinna (sailfin molly) is the source of this 544-nucleotide messenger RNA. Its product is annotated as sialic acid-binding Ig-like lectin 7. Lineage: Eukaryota; Metazoa; Chordata; Actinopteri; Cyprinodontiformes; Poeciliidae. The record is from RefSeq and is a predicted model, not a curated record. The transcript is spliced from 2 exons. Bases 83 to 532 code for a protein of 149 amino acids.